GUAAAAUUCCCCACAUAACACAUUAACACAUAUCUUAUCCUUUUCAACUACAAACAAUCGUUGCUUUAUAUUGUCCAGUUUAAGUUAUAGCUAUACAUGACUUAUAGUCUUUUUUGGCCAAAGGAAACUGGCUUGACAGUAGCUAUUGUUUUGCCAAAAUUCUAUCGGCCUAUACUGCAGGGGAGACCUAUAAGGAAGUUUGUCUACGACUACAGUUUUUGUUGCCUAUAACAGCAUUAAGAUUGUGUUACCGUUGGCCUAUUGACCCGCCUUCUUCCGAAAUGAAGUUAAUUAUAAAACGAAAAAAAUCUUCCUGUUACCGAUAAUUUCCUCUGGUAGGAUAAUUUAAACUGUUGCUAGAACAUUAUAGUUUUACAAUGUGCUCGAAAAAAUAUAUACCCUACUUGUUUCAACUUGCAAACUUUUAAUUAUACAAACUUUUGCCUGAGAAAAUUAAGUUUGCUUAGUCGAAAUGAGCCGUUUUCAAAAAUAGGUAUCCUUUAGAGCCCCUUAUUUGUUUCACAGAGACCAAUAUCGAUUUGUUAAGAGGCCACUUCACGUCCUAAUAGGUAAUAUUUAAAAUUCAAAUUGCGCUACCUUUUACAUCAUUGCAUAGAGACUGCGUUGUAAACAAGUCGAAUUUUGCACGCAUGGAAAUACCGCAUUGUCUUGACGAUUCUGGCAAAAGCUGGCGUUUUUUAAACGGUCGGUUUUAGCACCGUGAUUUGGCUUUAUACGAAGAAGAUAACACCAGGAUUUCAAAAAGGCUAUUAAGUCACUUGGAAUAUCGUGUAGCCUUGUGCAAAUUUUGGAAAACGAAAAGCUUGCCAGUAGCUCAAGGAUUUUGCUCAAAAGUUAAGUUGAUUGGCAAAUAUUGAGAAGCAGUAUGUGGUAUUAAACAACAUCACUGCGCCGAACUAGGCUUUAAUAAUAGAAUUUUGAUACAUUUUAAAAAGGACAAAACGUUCCAUCGAAUAAUAAAUUGAACAUUUUAAAAGAACAAAGAAUUAAUAGCGGAAGCAUUGAAAUUUGUAUAAGCGUACAAUAUAUCGAGAACCCAGCUACGUUUUGGGACAAAUAUCAAGGAGAAACAAACAAAAAUGGCAGUUGUCAAAGCAGUCGUGUUUCUGGUGUACUCACUGGUGAGUUAUUCUUGUGUUUCUUCGAUGGAAGAGCCCGUAAUUACACGAGAUAUUUACGACUUGUUACAUUACCCGAACUGCGAUGGAAAAAGGGCUGAUAAGUUUGAUUGUGGCGACACUAAUGCUGGGCGAUUUGGUGAUCUCGGGGUAUGCCAGUGUCGAUGUAAAAACGGUUAUCUAGCUUAUCGCGACCCCGCCGUUCAGUUUGACGGACAAAUGUACGAUUUUAAGAAUGGAAGCAGGGAAUGUGUUUGGUUUGGUUUAUACAGAGAAGGUAUGUGUAAAACUAGUUGUCAAUACCAUCGAGAAUUUCUCAUCAAUGUUCCAGAAUUCUAACCAUAUCCACAGUUAUAAUUUACGAGGUUCAAAUUCGUCUCUCUUUCUGCCACGACCGAAUACCGAGUAUGGCAGAAAUGUUUCCGAUAUAGUGGGGUUAAAAUCUGGAAUAGAACUCCUGAACAAGUUUAAGAAACAGCAAAUCUUUAAAUUCUUUCAAUAGAAAUAUUUCCUCUGUUAGUCUGACGAAUUAGCUAUUUGAACAUUGUACCAUUUGUUUUGUAUAAUAUGUAUUCGUAGUUCUUAAUAUUAUUAGUGAUUUUGUAUUUUAUAUAUUUUUGUGACAUCGGUUGAAGUGGCCAGUGUAUAGUCGAAUGAAGUUUUAUCCUUAUCCUUAAAAAGUAGAAGGCAAGUUAUCGAUCAAACGAGUGCGGUUAGCUGUUCUUAAUCCUUUUCCAACACUAUAUCAUGUAUUCUAUUCACGUUUAAACGUAGUUGGGACACUUUUUAAACCUAAUCCAGAGCUUGAAAUCUCCGUAACAAUUCGUGACUUAUACUCUAUAUAAAUGUUUGCUCAAAAUUUUCAUCGACUAAAAACUAUCCGCAUUAAGUUCUAUCAAAUUGAGUAAUAUGCCCAAAAUCGUAAUAUAUACCCAUAUAUACGUACCUUACAUCGGCAUCAUCUUAGACUUAUUAUAUAUCCAUGAACUUGUGGUUAGAGCUGGACAACUGUCUCUCUGUAGCUCAGUUGGUUAGAGCGCUGCACUGGAAUCGCAGGGUUACACUGCAUGGUUCGAUUCCUACCAGAGCUCGAGGGCCUAAAUAUUUGCAUUUUUCGCAUCUGCUGGUUAUAGAUCCAAAUUUUCUACCUUCAGAAAUAUCAGACAAUUUUCUCCAGACGAAUGAUUCAUUUGCAAAGCCCGUUCAUGACUGUAUACAUGUAUUGCGAUAUUGUCACCGAAUCGAUUGCGUCACAAAAUUAUAUCCAUUUUAUCGGAAGCGAAACGUUUUGCAAAGUCACGAACGAAGGCGGGAAUAUCGUUGACGUCUUUUAUCCUAGUUUUAAGCUAAAUCACCCUUUGUUUUAAAAGUGAAAGGACGUCUUUCAAAAUGAAUAAACAAUUAGCAAAUCUCACGAACCGUCCCUGAUUUGAUACAUAUAGCUAAAAUUGCUAACUUUACUCGACAGGCGGCAGCGUUGGUAUUUGAUUCGUGAUUUGUCACACAAGUCAACUAUCGACGCGGUUGUCAAUAGAGACCUUUUAAACUCGUAAUUAAGAUUGACAUUUACAGAGCGCCAACCGCAGACGGCAGUUCUUGCAAUAUAUGCCUGCCAGCUCAAAGUUUUGCGGCCGCCUCUUAUUUUUCGCUACAGUAAUUAGUAAUACUGCCCCUAGGACCGUUGGACGUCUAGGGAGAAUAGUUUAGAACUGAUAGAGCUAUCCAGUAUAAAUAAAAUUAGUUUAGUUUGGGUUUCCUCCUGUGGUAACACUGGGUCAAUAAGAGAUGAUUCUUACUGGAUCUCUAGGGGAACAGUUUAGAACUGAUAGAGCUAUCCAGUAUAAAUAAAGUUAGUUUAGUUUAGGUUUCCUCCUGUAGUAACACUGGAUCAAUAAGAGAUGAUCCUUUCUGAACCUCUAGGGAGAACAGUUUGGAACUGAUAGAACUAUCCAGUAUUAAUAAAGUUAGUUUAGCUUAUGUUUCCUCCUGUAGUAACACUGGGUCAAUAAGAGAUGAUUCUUACUGGACCUCUAGGGAAGAACAGUUUAGAACUGAUAGAGCUAUCCAGUAUAAAUAAAGUUAGUUUAGGUAAGUUUAGGUUAGGUUUCCUCCUGUAGUAACACUGGAUCAAUAAGAGAUGAUUCUUACUGGACCUCUAGGAAGAACAGUUUAGAACUGAUAGAACUAUCCAGUAUAAAUAAAGUUAGUUUAGUUUAGAUUUCCUCCUGUAGUAACAUUGGAUCAAUAAGAGAUGGUCCUUAUUUGACCUCUAGGAAGAACAGUUUAGAACUGAUAGAACUAUCCAGUAUAAAUAGAGUUAGUUUAGUUUAGAUUUCCUCCUGUAGUAACACUGGAUCAAUAAGAGAUGGUCCUUAUUGGACCACUAGGGAGAACAGUUUAGAAAUGAUUGAGCUAUCCAGUAUAAAUAAAUUUAAUUGUUCUUCUGUUAUCUUCAGGUUGCCAUUAUCUUCAUGUGGACGAGACACUAAUGCUUGAUAAAAAUUCUUUUCCUGUUCCAACUAUAUUGGAUCUCACUGCGUCGGGAAGUGUAAAUUUAAAAAAGCAAGAUGAAUUCAAGCACGGACAAACGCUCUGUGUUGACGCCCAUGUUCACAUUCCUGGUAAAAACAUUUGGGAGAAAGUCAACGGUAUUAAUUUCGAGCUAAAACCAUUAGACACGGAAAAAAAGACUAGAUAUAAAUUAUCGGUAAGGCAGCCUCUGUCACUAAUCUGAAUUUUUAGCCACGGUAUGAUAAAGUAUAUCUGUAUGUGCCACAGCCUGCAAUAGAAUACGUCAUUUUCCAGCCAGAUAUAGCUGAGGUAUCACUGAUAUAUCAAACUAAGACACUCCAUUAACUCAAAUGCGUCUCGCUAAUCAAAUGCUGUGACUAUAAAGUAAUGUCGAAAACUGUCACAUAGUCCAAUACAAAUAAAGUUAGUCGAAAAACAGGCUGGCUUUAUUUAUACUGGAUAGCUCUAUAAGUUCCAAACUUUUCUUCUUAGAGGUCCAGUAAGCUAGGUCCUUAUUGAUCCAGUGUUACUACAAGAGGGAACCUAAACUAAACUAACUUUAUUUAUACUGGAUAGCUCUAUCAGUUCUAAACUGUUCUUCCUAGAGUUCCAGUAAGGAUCAUCUCUUAUUGAUCCAGUGUUACUACGGGAGGAAACCCAAACUAAACUAACUUUAUUUAUACUGGAUAGUUCUAUCAGUUCUAAACUGUUCUUCCUAGAGGUCCAGUAAGGAUCAUCUCUUAUUGAUCCAGUGUUACUACAGGAGGAAAUCUAAACUAAACUAAGUUAUUUAUAUUGGAUAGCUCUAUCAGUUUUAAACUGUUCUGUCUAGAGGUCCAGUAUAUAAGAGUCGCCCCUUAUUGAUCCAAUUAAAUAUACGUGACAAUUAUUAUUAUGAUUAUUUUAGUGGUCAAUGUCAAGCAAUGCGGAUAUUUAUGCCUACCAAGGUUUAGUGAUGAAGCUAAAUUUUCGUGAGUGUUUUCAAUCAAUGGUCUUCUGUAUGAUCGCAAAAGUCGCCGGAACAUACGCAGG
Messenger RNA from Paramuricea clavata, 4682 nucleotides. Lineage: Eukaryota; Metazoa; Cnidaria; Anthozoa; Malacalcyonacea; Plexauridae. The record is from the annotation of a GenBank genome assembly.